UAGGUCAGAGGCCCUGUCGUACAGUCGGGAGCGGUAGGCGUGGUGACCAGGUCACCCAAGCAAUAGAUUCCUUCACAGACAUGGCAGUGUUCACGGACAUCAACAGAGAUAAGUACGGGGUUGUUCGGGGUCGGUGUAAGGACUGCCCCGAGGAGUGUCCACAGUAUUCCCAGCCUGUCCUCAGACACAACUGUACGUAUUGCGGGUGUCCGGCAGGUCAACAUGAGAGGGUGGAACCUCGACCGGAACUCAUCAUCAAGACAGAACCUGGGGAGGAGGAGGCACGAUCUCCGGGACGGAGAGAUGGCAGACCAACACCGGGUCCAUCCAGAAGACCAGAUGGCUGGACCACGGUCCCACCCCAGCCUGGUCCCUCCAGGCGAAAUGAGUCGCCUCACCGGGAUGAAUCGCGAACAGUAAUCCAGGUUGUAAGACGUUAUUUGAGAAUGAGGGUGUCGAGUAUUCUCAAGUUAAGAGACACCUCAGCAGAACAGAAGCGUGGCGUGUUCACAAUCCUGUGGAAGGGGAAAAUAAUUUAUGUUGGAGAUCCAAAGAAGACGCCCAUAUUAACUUGUCUUCGAAGCAUAUUUAAUGGUGGAAGCAAUCAAGACAUCAGCAAAUGUUUGAAAAACUUACGCAACGAUUUGAAAAGAGCUCACGUCAGAAUCGCCUGGCUGAAACACAAAGAUGAUGACCCGCACCUCAAGACGUGUAGAGAAGGCAAGAAAGGGUUGUCAUAUCGACAAUGUCUGUCAAAUCUGCAGGGGGAGAAGCCAAGGGAUGUGCUUAAAGGUUUAAUGAGAGAGGAAACCAUCAAUCUGUAGAAUAUAAUUGUUUUAACUGACACAAAAGUGUAAAGGAGUUACGUGUCAAUGAUGUCUUGCAAAAUUGGGAUGAAACGAAUCUCAACGUAUCUUCUUAACAGAACACUCACAUUGCUUAGCAAAAUAAGAAUUACUGUUUCUUUGAUAUAUUUAAAAAUAUUCUUCUCAAUAAGCAGUCCAUUAAAUAUUAACACACUCAAAAUAUUUGAAGAAAAAUGUUUUCAAAUAUUCAAAUUUUAUUAUGUCAGAUUAAUAGGUACUGUUUUUUACACUUACUAAUUUACUGUAAGUGCGGUUAUGCGUUUACCCAGGAAUAGAUGCUUGUAAGUUUAUUAAGUAACUGUCUGGAAUUGUCUGGUUGGCGUACUUACCACUGAGAAACUGUGCGGAUAGUUGGAUGUAUUUCACCCUUCAGUAACAUGGGCCAUCAUGAGAAAAAACUAUCAACAUCUUCUUUUGGUUAGAAACGUCGUAAUCCAUACGGCUCGUGUUGUAUCCUGAAGGUUGCUUACAUCUUGAGAAAAAACUAUCAACAUCUACUUUUGGUUAGUCUGUCUCACAGUCCCUGAGCAACAUUAUUUUCCUGACUGCCUAGCCCUCCCUGCAAUGCUAAAGCCUUAAAUGAAGCAAGUCUAGAUUUCCUCAUUUUCAGCCUGAAUCUCACAACUAACUGGGGCUUUUUCGAAUUAUUUGUUACUGUAAAUAUAUAUAUAUAUAUAUAUUCAGGGACUAAGCGUUAGUCUAACCUUUGGAUAGAGGCUACUUGAUUGAUAAGGGUCGUAUUAUAUCAUGAAGGUUGCUUACAUCAUAAAGCAUUGGUUUAUUUUUUCCAGAUUUGUCAAUUGAAUAUUUAGGAAAUAAACAUACUGUGUUGGAAAAUCAGAGGUAUUAAACGAGAUUUUAUUGGCUCUAAAUUAGCGUGAGGUUUUAAAUAAAUAAUUUAGAGCUAUUAUAAUUUCGUUAUUUACCUCUGGUUUUUCAACACAGUAUGUUUGUCUCCAUUCUACCAUAACCGCGUUAUUAAGAUUUUAAAAAGAAUACAUAGCUGUGUUGGAAAAUCAGAGGUAUAAUGUGAUUAUGUACCUCUGAAAGACUUUUAUUAACAAUUACAAUCCAGUAUUUACCGAAGCCAUGGUGGAAGUAUGAUUUGUGUCGGGAAUUUCCACCGGGGUUGUUUGUAAGCUUUUCGUUUUGCAUUUGUCUCAUUGACUGUUGGGUUGCAAGAUAUCAAAUGAAGAUAAUAAACCGCAUCUACUGCAUUUAGGGUUUAUCCGUAGACAGUUUCAUUUUAGAAUAUAUAUUAAUAAUUUAUAUUUUUUAUAUGUUUUAGUUUAGCCUGGUCUGUGGUCAUUAUUCUCACAUAUAGUUACAUAUUUUUACAAAUGUUUCAAAAGACUCACUUUCUGAGCGCGGAAAUGUUUUGUAGAUAUAUUUUUCAACCUUAUGCGCCAAUAAAGAUUAACAGAUAA
This is a messenger RNA of Haliotis rubra (blacklip abalone), 2293 nucleotides long. RefSeq lists its product as uncharacterized. The transcript has 3 exons. Bases 81 to 824 code for a protein of 247 amino acids. The record is from RefSeq and is a predicted model, not a curated record. Lineage: Eukaryota; Metazoa; Mollusca; Gastropoda; Lepetellida; Haliotidae.